AGACUCACAAGUGAAACAUAAACAAACCCGGCAAGGAAGCGUGGUGCCAGUGCUAGUGCCAUCCCAGACUGAGAGAAGGACUAUUGAACCAUUCAUCAGGCACAGUCCACACACACACACACACACUUCUGGGGACUAGCUGAACCCAAACACACUGGCAGAACAAAAUGCCGCUAGAAAAGAAUCUCAUUGAAGAAGGCAGUGUGGUGAUGGUGCAGAAAGGGGCGUACCUCAAAACCUGCCGAGUGUUUUCUGGACGGUCAUACACAUUUGGGAAGCGCGGAGAUGGCCAGUUCACUCUGAACCUCGAUGGUGCCCUCGGCUGUCCCUUCGGCUCCACCUUCCGUAUGGACAGAGUGUCCAACAAGAUGUUCAGCGUCAUCAAGAUUGAAAACCCAGUCAUUUCUCUUGAUAUUGUAACAGAGGGUGGCGUGGACAACAGGGACCUGCAGGAUGACGGCCGCUCACAGAAACUGACGCCUGAUGAGAUAAUAAAGUUGAAGAAUAAAGGUCUGACUGGCAAGGAGGUUAUUCAAGUGAUAACUGAAAACAGUUCAACUUUCAAAGACAAAACUAUAUACUCACAAGAGAAAUAUGUGAAUAAAAAGCAAAAGAAGUAUGGUGAAACAAUCACUAUUCACAGACCCACCAUACGUCUCUUGAAUGACAUGUACUACACACAAGAUCCCCUCAAAAUUGCAAAUCUUCGUAUUGACACACUGUCUCAGCUCCUGUGUCACUGCAAUGUUCAAGGUGGUGGUAACUUUGCUGUGUUUGAGUCAGGGUCUCAGGGGCUGGUGACAGCCGCCAUGCUGCAGCGGAUGGGCACCACGGGCCACCUAGUGCAGGUGUAUCAUGGUGCUCACCCUCAGAGAGAAGCUGUGGAUUUCAUGAACUUCAGUGAAGAAGAGCUCCUGGUGUUGUCUUUCAUUAACGUCACCAAGUUACCUGAGGCCGCACAAAGGGACAGCCUCACCACCACCACCACCACAACCACCACAACUGCCACCACCACCCACCACCACCACUGCAGAGCCAAUGGACACAAAUGCAAAAAACAAAUGUUCAUAAAUGAAGAAAAGACAAGAAAAGAAGAAAUCCCUCUCAAUUCAAAAGGUGAUGAACAGGAACACAUAAAAGGAGACAGUGAAGAGAACCUAACCCAAAAAGAUCAUGAAAAUUCUGACAGUGAAAGCCAAGAGAACAAAGACCAGCAUGUGAACAGCAAAAAGAAUGAAGAACAAGAUCAAGACACACAAAAAAGUGGGGAACAGACUAAGAAACCACCAAGGCCACGAAAAUUUGUUCGGACUCAAGUGGAGGAUGUCAGCAUGUCAUCGUCAGUGCUGGCACAAGGCAUCAUGGGGCUGGUGGUGGCCUGCCGGCAGUACCCAAAUGAUGUCGUCAAAGAACUGAUGCCAUUCCUCCAUCCUGGUCACUCCUUUGUUGUGUUUUCUCCUUAUAAAGAGCCUCUAAUGGAACUGUAUUCUGAGGUGAGGGCACUGGGAGGCACCAACAUGAGGCUGAGUGAAACAUGGCUGCGCCACUACCAGGUGCUGCCGCAGCGCACACACCCUGCCAUCAACAUGUCAGGUGGGGGAGGCUACCUUCUCUAUGGUACUAAGGUCAUCAAAUAAACUUUGAUGGUGUUUGAUCAUGUUUGCUCUAGGAGGUAAGGUCAUGUUGAAAAGUUUUGAUGCGAUACGAGAUAAGAAAAGCUCAUGGGCGUCGAUUCCUUCAGAGUAGUUGGGGGGACAUGAGGGAGGAGGCAGCCAAAUAGUAACAAACAACACAUUUUAAAAAUUUGCUAAUUUCUGAGACAUUCUGAUGCCACAUGCAGUGUAUGUUAAGGCGUAUUAUAGUCCACAUAUGCUACUUGAAAUUUAACAAUGUCUUUUUUUUUUAUUAAAUAUUGACUUCAUUAUAAAACCUUUUUAUUUAAUUAAUGUACUGGUGAAACAUAAAACAUUAGUGGACAAUUUACCACCAAAAGUUUGGGGUACAAAUGAUACUGUGUCCCCCUCAGUCUGAAAAGUGACACGGACAUACUCCCCGUGUGACCCCAGCAAUCAACGCCCAUGGAAAAGCUCAUAGUAUUUUAAAUAAUUUUAUUUUGUUUUAUUUUUAUUAAUUGACUUAUUUUUUACACAUAUUUGUUUUGUUUUCUUUUUUCCCAAAGCUUGGAAAAUUGUUUUAUAUAAGAUGUUGAUAUUCCUUAUUUAGCUGCAAAAGACAUAUUUUUGUUUAGAUGGUGUGUUACUGUUAGUUGUGCAAUUGAUUGUUUUGGUAAUUGUUGUGUUGUAGAAAUGUGAAUAUAUUUGUCUUCCACUGACCUAGAAAAAAAAUUCCAGCAAAAUUUUAAGGUAAGAAAUUCCAGGUAAAGUUAUCUUGGCUAGCUUGGGUUGUUGGCUCAGAGGGGAGGUGUUUGUACUGAGGAUGUCUUCAGUCGUGUUUUUUUUUUCUUUUCUUUUUGUAUUUAAUGCAUUAGUUAGAGAUGAGAUCCACCAGUCAGGUUACAGAAGGGUAGAGGUGUUAUUGCCUUCCAGUGCCUGAGAGAUGUAAUUGGUUUAUACCACUUUGUUUUCAAUUCAUAAUGACCGAGAAUAUUUUUAUAUCAUAUUUGUAUAUAAUAGAAAUAGAUUCUGUCAAUAAAAUAUUAUUAACAUA
Messenger RNA from Portunus trituberculatus (swimming crab), 2667 nucleotides. RefSeq names its product tRNA (adenine(58)-N(1))-methyltransferase non-catalytic subunit TRM6-like (gene Trmt6). The coding region runs from base 168 to 1637 and encodes 489 amino acids. Gene Ontology annotation, cellular component: tRNA (m1A) methyltransferase complex; nucleus. The transcript is spliced from 11 exons. The record is from RefSeq and is a predicted model, not a curated record. Gene Ontology annotation, biological process: tRNA methylation. NCBI's taxonomy places the organism in Eukaryota, Metazoa, Arthropoda, Malacostraca, Decapoda, Portunidae.